GGUAGUAUGUCCCGGCUGGCUUUGCGCCGCGGGGUGGAUGUGACGCUACUUCCGGUGACGCUGCCUCAGUUUCUGCUUUCUUUGCCCGCUGUCCGCGUUCCUUUUGGCGUCUUCAGCGAGAUGUUGGCCUCAAGGGCUCUGAGCCUCAUCACUAAGCGUGCACUUUCUACUUCUGUUUGCAUGCGUGUCCAUGGACAAGGUGUUGCAAAGGUUGACGAUUUUUCACUUUCUGCUUACUACGAUCGCAAAGAUGAGCCGCUUCCAGCCCUUGACUUUGUGGAUCAAUUGUCUGGCGAGCAGAAGUCCCUGAAGGAGAAGGAGAAAAGUUCUUGGGUUUCUCUAUCCAGUGAUGAGAAGCUGAAGUUGUAUCGCAUUCGCUUUAACCAAAGUUUUGCAGAGAUGAACAAGACCUCAAAUGAAUGGAAAACGGUUAUUGGUGGAGUCCUUUUCAUGUUGGGUUUUACUGGACUGAUUGUCUUCUGGCAGAGGCUAUUUGUAUAUGGUGAUGUUCCUCACACUUUCUCUGAUGAAUGGAAGGCAAAGCAGAUCAAGAGAAUGUUGGACAUGCAGAUGAACCCAGUUGAAGGCAUUGCUUCACAGUGGGAUUAUGAAAAUAACAAGUGGAAGAAAUGAAUAUACACUGGAAUUCUUAACAGUUACUCAUUUAACAUUUCAAAUAUGAGCCCAUGUGUGUUCAGGAGUUUAACCUAACCAAGAGUUAAUCUGUAAAUUCGAUAAUAAACUUGACUGGUUUACGUGA
Carcharodon carcharias (great white shark) is the source of this 760-nucleotide messenger RNA. RefSeq names its product cytochrome c oxidase subunit 4 isoform 1, mitochondrial (gene cox4i1). The record is from RefSeq and is a predicted model, not a curated record. Lineage: Eukaryota; Metazoa; Chordata; Chondrichthyes; Lamniformes; Lamnidae. The coding region runs from base 7 to 633 and encodes 208 amino acids. Gene Ontology annotation, biological process: mitochondrial electron transport, cytochrome c to oxygen. The transcript is spliced from 5 exons.